AUGGAGAACCGUAGAUUCGGACACCGAGCCCCUGUGCGGUUUUCAAGGAGGCCCAGAGCCCGCCCGGCUGGCCUAGCGUGCUUUGCACCGGUGCUAGCAGCGCUCGCAGUCUCGUCUGCCGGUUUCUGUGGCAUGUACCAACUGCACCGGUCGGCGGCAGAGGGCCAGCUGACCCAAUCAAGGCUCGACAGUUUGGCUUCCGCCGCAGCAACCCUCCAGGCCUCAACGGGCUCCGACGUCGCAAUCGGGAGCACGUCGACGGGCAAAAAGCAGGUACUUCUGCUGCACCCCGGCUCAGGUUCACCAGGUUUCGCGGAAGUGCCGCACAUGGGCACUGCGCUCACAGGCAGCAGUCCCAGCUGGACAGAGGCUGCAGCACAGCUCGCUCGACGGGUCAACUGGGAUUUGGGUGCAGAGCCUGUGGAGUUCCGAGUCAUGUCCGUUUUGGAGCUUUGCCAGGCGGAUGAGACCUAUCACGCAGACUUCGUCUUUGGCGUAGACCUUGUGGAGCCGCCGCAGGAGUGCCGAGAAUGGCUCGGCAAAGUUCUGGCCAAGGCGGAUUCCAGAUUGUUCAUCACAAGCUGCAAAUCUCGCAGCACCAGUGCCUUCUGGACUUCAAUGACACAGCUCGAAGGGGCUGGGGAAGCAGAGCUGGCCAAUUCUGGCUUUCUGGGACUCUCUGCGGUUGUGGCGGGAUACAGCGAGGCUGCAAAGCUGCGAGAUGAUGUGACCGAUCUCUGGCACCGUAGAACAGCGGAAGAAGCCGUUUAUGCCAUGCUGCUGCUGAUUGAUAAAGCUGUGACGCCUUUGCCAGCCAUGGUGGAUCAACGUCCUGUUCCAACGGCAGAUACUGUCUUCCGUGCAGUGGAUCGGUGCCAGGAGCAGUUUCGCAACUGCUUUACUCAACCACGGUGCCUACAAAGCUUGGCCUGCCUCUCGCAGUGUGGUCUGGCAGACCAGUCAUGCUCCUAUCGCUGCAUAGUCUCCUACCAGAGCCAG
Molecule: messenger RNA, 999 nt
Organism: Symbiodinium necroappetens
Lineage: Eukaryota; Dinophyceae; Suessiales; Symbiodiniaceae
Source: the annotation of a GenBank genome assembly